AUGUUCAUAUACCAGAAUGGAUCAGCACUUCACUCUUAUCUGACUGAGUUCUCAAUUAAAGGUUUAUCUGACAUCCCAGAGCUCCAGUUUCCAGCUUUUAUAACAUUUAUGCUCAUAUACAUCAUCAUCAUCCUUGGAAAUACCAGCAUCUUUAUUGCGAUAUCUUUAAAUUCUCAUCUACAUACGCCUAUGUACAUGUUCUUGAUACAUCUUUCCAUCACCGACAUUGUUUAUACUUCAACUAUUCUGCCAAAACUACUAAAUGUGCUCAUCACAAACAAUAGCACAAUCUCAUUUUGGGGAUGUAUAUAUCAGAUGUACAUAUUUUUAGCCAUGGCUUGCACUGAAGUCCUCAUACUUGCAGCCAUGGCAUACGACCGCUAUGUGGCCAUCUGCCACCCUCUACAUUACAUUGGUCUUAUGAGUAUGAAACAAUCUACUGUACUAGCAGCUGCUGCAUGGUCUAUCGGGUUUAUAGACCCUAGUGGGCAUGCUGUCCUUAUAUCUAGACUGUCCUUUUGUGCCUCCCACGUCAUUGACCAUUUCUUCUGUGAUGUUAUCCCACUGCUAAAGAUCUCCUGCAGUGACACAUAUUUGGUAGAAAUGAUUAACUACAUUGAAGGGACGGUAAUAUUGUCGUCAGCAUUUAUACUUACAUUAGUGUCAUACAUAUUUAUUAUCUCCACCAUAACCAAAAUAAAAUCUUCAGAAGGUCGACGUAAAGCAUUUUCUACCUGUUCCUCCCAUCUAACCUGUGUUGUUAUAUUUUAUGGGACUAUAAUCUGUUUGUACAUGAGGCCCACAACAAGUUAUACCCCGAAACAAGACAAGUUUAUUGCUCUUCUUUAUGCCAUAUUGGUUCCUAUCUUGAACCCUGUUAUUUACAGUCUCAAAAAUCGUGAAAUGAAAUUAGCUCUGAUAAAAUUUAAGAAUAAGUUAGUUUGA
Messenger RNA from Pseudophryne corroboree (corroboree frog), 945 nucleotides. RefSeq names its product olfactory receptor 5M11-like. The record is from RefSeq and is a predicted model, not a curated record. Gene Ontology annotation, biological process: G protein-coupled receptor signaling pathway. Gene Ontology annotation, molecular function: odorant binding; G protein-coupled receptor activity; olfactory receptor activity. The transcript has a single exon. Gene Ontology annotation, cellular component: membrane. The coding region runs from base 1 to 945 and encodes 314 amino acids. NCBI's taxonomy places the organism in Eukaryota, Metazoa, Chordata, Amphibia, Anura, Myobatrachidae.